Messenger RNA from Trifolium pratense (red clover), 775 nucleotides. RefSeq lists its product as uncharacterized. The record is from RefSeq and is a predicted model, not a curated record. The transcript is spliced from 2 exons. Lineage: Eukaryota; Viridiplantae; Streptophyta; Magnoliopsida; Fabales; Fabaceae. Bases 55 to 747 code for a protein of 230 amino acids.
CAGAUAGACAACAAGACACAGAAUCACAACAAACUAGAAAGCAACAACGUUAUAAUGCAUCUAAAACUAGCAACAAAUGUAACAAGAAUAUCGUACCAAGCCUUAUCUUCAUCAUGUCUGAAACGAGGAUUCACCACUCGUAGCCACACUGCAGACCCUGAUAUUCAUUCAGGACAACAAAAACCUGGUUACACUAAUACCAGAGUUUCACCCGAAGGUACAAGUAGAGGUGAUAGUGACACAAAUACUAAGUUUGCUGAAACAGAUAAAGAAGAAGGAAUUUUUGAGUCACCAAAAUCUCCAUAUGAAUCAUCACCAAAACUAAAGAGCAAUGGAGUGAACCAAAGAUUGGAUCCAAACAUUCAACAAAAGAGAAAACAUGGGACAAAAGCUGCUUUAGAAGAUGUGAGUUGUGCUGGUCUAGAUGGAACUCCAUGGCCAGAAGAGAAAGAGAGAAACAAAGAGGAACAGAAUCAGGAUAACAAAGAAUACUAUAAAGAUAAUAAAGCGUCUCCUUUAUCGGAGAUUGAGUUUGUAGAUACACGAAAGCCUGUGUCCCGUGUUAUGCACGGAACUGCGGAUGCUAAACAAGAUGGAGAUGUGAUUGGUUGGUUGCCGGAGCAGGUUGAAACUGCAGAGGAGACUCUGUUGAGGGCUGCUGAGAUGUGGCGGCAGAGGGCUAUGCGUGGUGACCCUCAUGCACCUCAUUCAAGAGUUCUUAGAGCUCUUCGUGGUGAAGACUUUUGAAUUUAGCACUACUGGUUUGAGGGUUCGA